AUGAAUACGAGUGGCGUCCCCAACGCCCCGAAUCCGGGGACUUCACGUACUUUCCAGUUCGAUCUCAACGAUGUUUGUUGUUUGAAAUCAAAUCCAUCUUUAACGGGUAUUGUUGUAAGGACAUAUCUCGAUGUGUAUCCGUUGGGACCACCGGAAGAUGAUUUAAUGGUCUCAUAUACAUCAGUGCCACAAGAUGUCCUGACUGAGUACUUACAAACCGGUGUGCCACGCAAAGGAUAUGUCAUUGUUCAGUUCAAAUGGGUUUCGCAAGGGUGUUCUCUCAUCCACGAGGAUGAUCUCGAACUUCUCGACCGGUGCAUCAACUUCGGUAGCUAUGUCAAGAGACCGGACGACACAAUGUGUGGCACGGUCAUCGGUGCAUCCGCUACGUGCACACUCGAGCCGAUUGCGUAUCGUAACUAUGACGAGUCGUUGGGCGAAUAUGGCUCCGUCGAGUUCAACGAACGGCUCAUGCCUCGCAGCCGCAGAAGACCCGGGACCGAUUCUUCGCGUCCUUUGCCAGUACAUGAUGUGCCUUUGUCUGAGCUCAUGCAUCAUGAGCCGUUUAUCAACGAUGACUUGAUCAUUUACCAUCAGAAACUGGGAAUCAUUCGGCAGGUCGACCGGGAUGCUAUUUUGCGUGUUUCCAACGUGCCUGUCUCGCUUGUUGAUCCCAAGGACCUUGAAGUUCCCUGUCAUUUCGAUGACAAUGAGCUCAUAUGGAUGCCCAAGGGCCAGCCAUGUAGAGUUGUGGACACUAACUUGCGAUACAUGGAGCAUGACUCCGUGAUUCCAGGUCAGUAUGUGUGUACGAAAUACAAGAAUAUGCGCGGAAUAAACGGGGGUACAGUUCCGAAGGAAGAUCCCCGUUCCUUUGCCCACGGCCACGUCCUGUCCACGCCAGCUACGGAGUAUAAGGUUGAAUGGCUUUGUACGAAUGUAUUCGGUCUCGGAACAUGUGAGAUCCCGAAUGGAAUAGAGACUCUCAGGGCAUCGGUCUUGGAACGCGAUGCUGUGAUAUGCGACUUCGAGAACUCGACUGGGGGAACAGUGAAAUCGGCCACCUCACUUCAAAUCGGUGAUAUGAUACGUUUUCGAGAUCCGAAAAGCUCCUCUCAAAAAUACUCUUACCAACAUAUUCCUCCUGAAGAGACUUUUGGAUAUGAUAUGAACAUGUUUCAUAUUACGUCAAGAAAGACAGCACUGACCGUCAGAUGGUUGGACGGGAGUGUCACCACCGAAGAUUUAAAAUGCCUUCGUUGGGACCCCGGGCUUGAUGAAAAUAUAUGGCCCGGGAGCAUCGUCGUUCUGAAGGAUGGGAUUGAGACCAUGCAUUGGCCCGGCUUGGAAACCACAUCUGCAUAUAUCCGGCAACUGCCUAGUCAUAGGAGACACAGGGAAUCAAAAAUCCGAGCAAGAGCAGUAGGUGUGGUCCAAGCUGUUAACAUUCGCGAGCGAAUAGUUACUGUCCGAUGGUAUAAGGAUCCUUAUCUUAUACUCUUGCAUGGCGGGCAGAUCCUAGCUUCUCUCUACUCUAAGCUGGGCGAGCUGGGUGAUACAAUCAGCCAAGUAUCUCUGUAUGAGCUCGACGUGUUUCCUUGUCUGGAAAGAUCACAUGGUGAUAUUGUACUUCUCGCCCCAGACACCAUCCAUACCUCGGUCUUGACGGAAGGGUCACUGAGUGCAUACAACGUCGCUGGUCCUUGCACAUUUAGUUAUACAUCGUCAUUGUCACUUUCGCAGAUGCACUCAUACCUCAAGGAUAUGAGUCUCGCCAUGUUUCAUUGGGAAUGGUUCAAAAGCACGACUACGGUUGACACCUCACCUCUUCCUCCGAGACAUAGUCACCACUAUCAGCGUAAGCUCAGUGAAAGAUCCACUGCAGACUUCGUCGGCCAGAUCAUUGCGAUUGAUGUUAAUGGUGAGAUUACUGUUCGGCUAGCUGGUACUUGUCGCGACGUCCGCGUUCCGUUUGAAAGGAUCAUGAUGGUCAUGGAUGGAGGCUUCACCACUCCACUUGGGGUUCCAGCUCCAGGUGAUCUAUCGACCAUGUCUAUGAACUCAGCUUAUACAUAUAAAGAAGAGGGUCCAGGAGUUGGUGAUGAGGAGGGGCUUUUACAUUUUGAUGAUGAAGAAGGUGAUGUUGAAGAUAUGUCGGAGAUCAAAUGCGCUGUAUAUCGAUAUGUCAAUUCUAGUUCUGCAGAUGACGGCUAUUCCGAAGAUGCAGACAUGAAGACAGAGAAUGACUCCGACUUUGACAUGAGAGAUGCUUCGGAUGGAGUAGUUGAACAGAGUGAGGAAAUGACAUUACCUCCAGGGUUCCUCAUAUUGGAAGGCCCCCCUCCCUCCGAUCAUCAUUUUAUCUCGAAGGAUGGUGCAGGGGGCUCGGCCUUACGAAUCAAGCGUAUCCAAAAGGAGUGCGACAUACUCGAUGAAUCACUCCCUCCAGGGAUCUUUGUGCGAGCAUGGGAGUCGAGGAUGGACCUGCUCAGGGUUUUGUUCAUUGGGCCGGAGGGGACCCCUUACCAAUAUGCGCCGAUCCUGAUAGACUUCCAUUUCCCAGAAGACUUUCCUAGAAAACCACCUGAGGCAUUCUUUCACUCGUGGAUCGGCGGCCAAGGAAGGAUCAAUCCGAACCUCUACGAAGAUGGUAAGAUCUGUCUGAGCAUUCUAGGAACAUGGCCCACUCAGAACCCGGAUGAAAUGUGGUCAGCAACCAAGUCCACUAUUUUACAGGUUCUGGUCUCGAUUAUGGGGUUGGUUCUUGUGCAAAGCCCCUUCUACAAUGAGGCCGGGUAUGAAGUUUUUGCUGCGGAGGGCGGUAGACGAGUCGAGUCAGACAAGUAUACAGAAAAGACAUUCUUGACUACUCGCAGAUAUAUCAAGUAUGCCCUAGAUCAUCAAGUAAGUGGCAUGGAGGACAUUGUGGCUUGGAACUAUUUGCCUAGUCGCUUGAAUUCAGAAGACUGCAGCAGGCCACUCCUGCUCCGUCGCGCUAUCGAUACGGCAUUGGCGAUGAUAGAGCAUGAGGGGCAUACCAGCAGUGGAGAAGAGCGCAGUGCCUCGGCGUUUGUCUCGCGUCUUAGCCUGGGAGCUGUGGUCAUGCUGCGAAAGUAUAUCACGGAGCUUGAGGCUUUGGAGGUAGAUGCGACU
Molecule: messenger RNA, 3153 nt
Organism: Aspergillus costaricaensis CBS 115574
Lineage: Eukaryota; Fungi; Ascomycota; Eurotiomycetes; Eurotiales; Aspergillaceae
Product: ubiquitin-conjugating enzyme E2
Exons: 7
Source: RefSeq, a predicted model, not a curated record